Messenger RNA from Labeo rohita (rohu), 1311 nucleotides. RefSeq lists its product as uncharacterized. Lineage: Eukaryota; Metazoa; Chordata; Actinopteri; Cypriniformes; Cyprinidae. The coding region runs from base 34 to 1311 and encodes 425 amino acids. The transcript has 6 exons. The record is from RefSeq and is a predicted model, not a curated record.
AAGAGUUCCUGUUCAUUGUCUAAAGGUUUAUUUAUGGUAGACGGCUUCACAAAAACAAACAUAAAAAUAAUGCCACAUCGGUUUCAGUUUUCUCUGACUUGUCAAGUGAUUGUCAGAGAUUUUACGAAAAUGAUUUGUGUAAUUUUUCAGCACUUUUUGUUGUCUUGUCUUUGUCUUGGUAUGUUUGAUGUCGAGUCACAUGAAGUGUCAGUAAAGGUAGGAGAUUCUAUCAUUUUAAACACUGAUCUUACUCAUAAACAGCUUGAGGAAGAGGUCGAGUGGAGGUUUGGAGGUACUCGCAUAGCUAAAGCAGCUGGGGACAUUCCUACAUAUGAUAACGAGAGAUUCAGAGACCGACUAAAGCUGGACAAAAAUGGAUCUCUCACCAUCACUGACACCAGAACCACAGACUCCGGAGUCUAUACAUUUAGUACAUUUAUCAGAAAUAAGGAGUCAACCAAGAUCUUCAGUGUUAUUGUUUAUGCUCCACUGUCCAUUCCUGUCGUUACCAGUGACAUUUCACAGUGUUCAUCAGACUCAAAAUGUGUGCUGCUGUGUUCAGUGAUGGAUGUGACCAGGGCAAAUCUCUCCUGGUACAAAGGAAAUAGUUUAUUGUGCAGCAUCAGUGUGUCUGAGGUCAGCAUCAAUCACUCUCUACCUCUCGAGGUGGAAUAUCAAGAUAAAAACACCUACAGCUGUGUGAUCAACAAUCCCAUCAGCAACCAGACCAAACACGUCUGCAUUACCGAUCUCUGUCGCUUGUGUUCAGACGGAGUUCAUUACUGUGGAGGAACUGAAGCUGUGAUAAGAUUGGUUGUUACUGCGUUGGUGGGUCUGGCUGCCAUAGCUGCUAUCAUUGUGCUGGUUCAUGACAUCAAAUCCAGAAGAACUGAACAGGAGAGCCAUCAAGCCCUCAAUGAUGGAUCAGAUCAGAUCAGUGUGUUUGGUGUUGAUGAAGUGAAGCCGGUGUCUGUGAUGGAAAGAGAUUCUGUUAUUUUAAACCCUGAGCUUACUGACAUAGAGAGUGAUGAAGAGAUUGAGUGGAGGUUCGAAAAUAUUCGCAUAGCUAAAGUGAACAAGGGCAUUCCUACAUAUGAUAAUGAUAGGAGAUUCAAAGACAGACUGAAGCUGGAUCAGACAGGAUUGCUGGCCAUCAUAAACACCAGAACCACAGACUCUGGACUUUAUCAACUGAGCACCUUUAUUAGGAAUAAGGAGUUAAUCAAGAGAUUCAGUGUUACGAUAUGUGAGAUUCUUGCGGGUGUAGAUGGACAGCUUUGUCAUAGAGAAGAUGAAGGAAAGACAGCUUGA